Messenger RNA from Manihot esculenta (cassava), 4563 nucleotides. RefSeq names its product retrovirus-related Pol polyprotein from transposon TNT 1-94. Gene Ontology annotation, biological process: DNA integration. Gene Ontology annotation, molecular function: nucleic acid binding; zinc ion binding. Lineage: Eukaryota; Viridiplantae; Streptophyta; Magnoliopsida; Malpighiales; Euphorbiaceae. The coding region runs from base 1 to 4563 and encodes 1520 amino acids. The record is from RefSeq and is a predicted model, not a curated record. The transcript is spliced from 3 exons.
AUGAGUUGCUCUUCACUAAGCUGUGUUAAAGCAGAGAACCCAGUAAGGAUAUUAUCUGCUAAACCUGAAUGGCACAAGGCACAAGCAAGAUUUAUGAGAAGUUUAUGCAUGGAAAACGAAGGAAAGAAAAGCAGUUCUGCGUCACCUUUUGGUUAUUAUCGCGUCUCCAUGGAAGGAGAUCAUAAGAUAUUCUCUUUUGGUUCAGACAUUACUGCUGCUGGGAGCCCUGACAUUUUCGUUUUCAGACAAAGAUACCUUAGGAGCUACCAACUUACCAGGGAGAGCCUGGUUCUCGUCCAGAUGGCUUAUAAUUCAGUAGGAGUUAAUCUCUCACAACCUUCGGUUUCAAUCCUUCGAGGAAUCGACAAUUAUGAUAUCUGGAGUGUCAAAAUGAAAACUCUUUUCCUUUCCCAAGAGUUAUGGGAUUUUGUGGAGAAUGGUUACAACGAAACAGCAUCCGCUGAAACUCUCAAAGACUUGCUGAAGAAAGAUAACAAAGCUCUUUUCCUCAUCCAACAAGCUGUAGAUGAUGCUAUUUUUCCUCGAAUUUCUGCUGCAACAAAAGCGAAAGUAGCAUGGGAUAUACUUCACACUAACUACCAAGGUGUUGAGAAGGUGGUUACAGUAAAGCUGCAGACACUUCGCAGGAAGUUUGAUUGCUUUGUUAUGAAGGAUAGCGAGUCUAUGCAUGAAUAUUUCAAUAGAGUAAUGGAAGUUGUAAACCAAAUGCGAAAGUACGGGGAGGAGUUGUCUGAUCAAAAGGUUGUGGAGAAAAUUUUGCGGAGUUUGCCCAAGAAGUACGAGUCUGCCGUAGCUGCAAUAGAAGAAUCGAAGAACUUAAGCACCCUGACUAUUGAUGAGUUGAUGGGUUCUUUACAAUCCCAUGAAGAUAGGCACCGCGGUUAUGAAGAAGGUGAUGUAGAAAAAGCCUUUCAUGCCAAAUUGCAGAUAUCUAAAGAAGGAGAAAAUUAUAGCAAUGACCAUAAUAAUCGCGGUGGACAUUCUUCGCGUGGAAGAAGAGGAGGCAGAGGUAACAGAGAGGGUGGACGAGCUGGUGGUCAGAGUCAGAAUCACAACACUGAAACCAGUAAAGGUGAAAAUCGUUCCCGUAAUUUUACAUGCUAUAAUUGCGGGAAACAAGGUCAUAUAGCAAAGUAUUGUCGACAGAAAGGAAAUCAAGCAAAUUUGGUCGAGCAAGAGAAUAAAGAUGAAUGUGAAAGUUUAUUUCUUGCUGCCUUGGCUACUAAAGAAUGUGAUUCUAAUGUGUGGUAUAUGGACAGUGCUAGCAGUAAACAUGUGACUGCUAAUUUGGGGGCUUUUGUUUGUUUGGAUAAGUCUUUCAAAUCCAAUGUUAAAAUGGCGGAUGGAACAAUUCGUCAAGCCCAUGGCAAAGGAAUUGUGAAGUUGAAUGAUUGUGAGAUUAAAGAUGUUCUCUACGUGCCUGAUUUGGACUCAAGUCUUUUAAGCGUCGGUCAAUUUAUGAGAAAAGGGUAUUCACUCCUGUUUGAAGAUUUCUCCUGCAGUGUAUUUUCAGAUGCAACAAAAAAGAAUAUGUUAUUUCGCGUCCCAAUGAGCGACAAUAAUAUGUUUCCUCUGGAUCUUGAUGACCAACAGAAAGCACUGGCAGUUUCAUUAGAAGAUGAUGAUUGGUUGUGGCAUCACAGGUAUGGACAUUUAAACUUUACCAGCUUAAGUUUAAUGUCUAAAACUAAUUUGGUGGAUGGAUUACCUGUCAUACAUUCUGUUGAUGAUGUGUGUGAAAGUUGUGUGAGUGGAAAACAUCAUAGAGAUUCUUUUGCCAAAGGCAAAAGCAGAAGAGCUUCUCAAGCAGCUGAACUUAUACAUGCUGAUGUUUGCGGGCCGAUGCGUACUUCAUCUCUUAAUGGCAGCAGGUACUUUGUUGUCUUUGUAGAUGAUUAUAGUCGAAUGACUUGGGUUUUCUUUCUUAAAAAUAAAUCAGAGGUGCUGCCAACAUUCAAGAAAUUCAGGAGCUUGAUUGAAAAACAAAGUGGCAAUGCAGUAAAAAUUUUGCGGACGGAUCGAGGAGGUGAAUUUGUCUCUGCAGAAUUUGACAAAUUAUGUGAAGAUUUUGGGAUUCAAAGGCAGCUUACAGCAAGUUAUACUCCCCAACAGAAUGGGGUGGCGGAGAGGAAAAUUAGAAGUCUUGUGGAGAUGGCCAAGAGUAUGUUGAAAGCCAAAAAUCUUCCAAAAAGUUUUUGGGCAGAAGCUAUUCAUACUGCUGCCUACAUUCUUAACCGGAGUUCUACAUCAGCUUUAUCAAAUCAAACACCAUUUGAAGCUUGGAAUGGGUGGAAACCAAAGGUAAAACAUUUUAAGAUCUUUGGUUGUGUUGCUUAUGUGUUAGUGCCAUCUCAAAAGAGAGGAAAACUUGAUGAAAAUAGUGUGAGGUGUAUUUUUGUGGGUUACAGUAUGGAAACUAAAGGUUAUCGUUUUUAUGAUCCUCUUUACAAAAAAUUAAUAAUUAGCCGUGAUGUCAUUUUUUAUGAGAAAAGUGAAUGGAGUUGGAGUGAGAUGCAGCCAGGGGUACAUUUUUCACAAAAUAAUGAAGAAUUUAUUCCUGAACAAAUUCAAAAUGAAGGUAACAAUGGUGGUUCAGAUUCAUCAUCUCCAAAUACUCCCAUUUCCAGUCCUUCUAGUUCGACAUCAUCCUCUUCAUCAAGUACACCUCCACGAAAAUGGAGAUCCUUACAGGAGAUUUAUGAGCAACUUGAUGAAUGUCAUCUUGUGGUCACUCAAGAACCAAGCAGUUUUGAAGAAGCAACAAAAAUCAUAGAAUGGCAAAAGGCAAUGGAUGAAGAGAUGGAUGCCUUAGAGAAAAACAAAACAUGGGAGUUGGUUGACUUGCCAUUUGGUAAAGAAGUUGUGGGGCUGAAAUGGGUGUACAAGGUAAAACACAAGCCUGAUGGGUCUAUCCAGAGACACAAAGCUCGGUUAGUUGCACGUGGUUAUAUGCAGCGUGAAGGUGUUGACUUCGAAGAAACAUUUUCUCCAGUGGCAAGGUUUGACACUAUUCGAGCUACUCUUUCUAUUGCUGCUUAUUUUAACUGGAAAGUUUUUCAGUUUGAUGUCAAAUCGGCCUUUUUAAAUGGUAUUUUGGAAGAAGAGGUUUAUGUGCAACAACCGAAGGGCUAUGAAAUUUCUGGUGAAGAAAAGAAAGUGUACAGGUUGAAGAAAGCUCUCUACGGCCUCAAGCAGGCUCCGAGGGCCUGGUAUGGGAGAAUCGACUCACAUUUUUGCAGAAAUGGUUUUCAAAAGAGUGCAAGCGAGCCCACUUUGUAUGUCAAGAGAAAAGCAGACAAUGAGGUAUUGAUCAUUUGCCUUUAUGUGGAUGACUUAAUCUAUACUGGAAAUAGUAUUGAGUUAUCCACUGAAUUUAAGAAGAUUAUGGUGACCGAAUUUGAUAUGACUGAUUUGGGACUCAUGAGUUAUUUUUUGGGUUUGGAAGUGAGUCAAGGUAAAGCUGGAAUUUUUGUUUCACAACAAAAAUAUGUGAAUGAUCUGCUUACAAAAUUUAACAUGAAAGAUUGCAAUUCAGUCACAACUCCAAUGAUCACAAACCAUAAAUAUUGCUUGGAUGAUGGAGAAGAGAAAGUAGAUUCUCAAUUAUAUCGGAGUUUGGUGGGAAGUUUACUUUAUUUGACGAAUAGUCGUCCGGAUAUUUUGCAAGCAACUAGUCUCCUGUCAAGAUUUAUGCAAAGUCCGAGCAAGGUUCAUUUUGGUGCUGCGAAGAGAGUGUUAAGAUACUUAAAGGGAACCUCUUCUUAUGGGCUGUUCUAUUCUAGCUCAGACAAUUUUAAAUUGUAUGGUUUCUCUGACAGUGAUUGGGCAGGUUCCUUAGAUGACCGUAGAAGUACUACAGGAUAUUUAUUCUUGCUUGGGUCUAGUGCCAUAUCCUGGAGUUCUAGAAAACAACCAUCCACAGCAUUGUCGUCGUCUGAAGCUGAAUAUAUGGCAGUCACCUCAGCAACUUGUCAAGCUAUUUGGCUCAGACGAAUUUUGCAAGAUAUGAAGUUUGAGCAGAAAGAAGCAACUGUUAUCUACUGUGAUAAUCAGUCCACAAUUUCAAUGGCCAAAAAUCCAGUCCAUCACCAAAGGACAAGGCACAUUGAUAUUCGUCAUCAUUUUAUAAGGGAGCAGGUUGCGGAAGGAAGUAUCCAGUUAGAGUUUUGCAAUUCAAGAGAGCAAGUAGCUGAUUUGUUUACAAAAGCUCUUCCUCUUGAGAAGUUUGCAUAUCUCAGAGAUAAGUUGCAAGUUAUAGAUUUUUGCAUUAAGGAGGAGUAUGAAGAUAAUAGUAAGACAAUUUCAGACAGAAUGAAGAGGUGGUUCGAGGAGAAGAAGAAGAAGAAGAAGAAGAAGAGGGAAGCAGUGACAGGGAAGAGCAACAGCAACAAGUUGGCAAGUAGUUCUCGUUCUUGUGCUGAAACUUGCUUCAAGUUUUUGUUUUGCUUUGUUGCUAAAGUUGAUGUUCAUCAUCAAGCAUUCCAAAGCCAUGCAGCUUCUCCGAGAAAUUUUUCUACCAUACCAAGUAGAUUAUUUCUUUAA